GUGUCAAGACGGCGGCGAUCGACGCGUCUAAGCAACUCACCGGAUGCCGCAUGCGCGCGUGCAUCUCCCUAUAAGUAGACGCUCGAUGACGCUGUUUCCACUCCAUCCCGUUCUGUCCAGUCCUAGCUAGUUCCUCCUUCCUCCUCUCCUGAUCCUGAUUGGUAUCUGUUAGUUGCGUCAGAACUCAGAGGAACAGAGCAUCGUUCUGCGGAGUCUUUGCUAGCUCUUCCAGCAACCCGACCAUGAGCUACCAGCAGGGCUACCCACCGCCGGGCACUGCAGCAGCUUACCCUCCGCCGGGCCAGCAGCAGCAGGCCUACGUCGCGCCGCCGCCGUCCACCUACCCGCAGGACCAGCAGUACCCUCCCGCCGGCGCUGGCGCCGACACCACCAGCCGCGGCGGACACGGCCACGGCGGCGAUGGCUUCUUGAAAGGAUGCUGCGCGGCGCUGUGCUGCUGCUGCCUCCUCGACGCCUGCUUCUGAUCGACUUCGUCCCAUGUUGUUCCACCGGCACAAUCAGGCGCCGCAUGUAGAGUGCAUUUUGCUUCUUUUUUGUGUGCGGUUGACGUGCUGAGUACUAGUCCCAGAGCACGAUUUUCUCGUGUGUCAUGUGUGCGUUGUUUUGUUUCCAUUCGUAUGACUCAGAUAGAUAUAUACAUGUGAGAUGCAUCUAGUGGCCUUAUUCAAUGCCAUAUUCUCUUGGUGUUA
Messenger RNA from Triticum aestivum (bread wheat), 710 nucleotides. Its product is annotated as cysteine-rich and transmembrane domain-containing protein WIH2. NCBI's taxonomy places the organism in Eukaryota, Viridiplantae, Streptophyta, Magnoliopsida, Poales, Poaceae. The coding region runs from base 243 to 485 and encodes 80 amino acids. The transcript is spliced from 3 exons. The record is from RefSeq and is a predicted model, not a curated record. Gene Ontology annotation, cellular component: plasma membrane.